Messenger RNA from Zootermopsis nevadensis, 1862 nucleotides. RefSeq names its product Dehydrodolichyl diphosphate synthase subunit (gene Dhdds). Gene Ontology annotation, cellular component: dehydrodolichyl diphosphate synthase complex; endoplasmic reticulum. The record is from RefSeq and is a predicted model, not a curated record. Gene Ontology annotation, molecular function: ditrans,polycis-polyprenyl diphosphate synthase [(2E,6E)-farnesyl diphosphate specific] activity. NCBI's taxonomy places the organism in Eukaryota, Metazoa, Arthropoda, Insecta, Blattodea, Termopsidae. Gene Ontology annotation, biological process: polyprenol biosynthetic process.
UGCGAAGAGAAAUUUAGGUGUGGAGUGAAUCACAGUUCUACCAUUAUAUUCCAUAAGAAGUUAAAGAAAUGUAGCAUGAAUUAUAACUUUAAUUUUAACCCAAAUGAUGCAUUUCCGAAAACGAAUUUUUUAAAUUACUCACGGCACCUCCAUUAGCUACACAAAUCCUUCAUUAUGAAUAUACCUACUCCGAAUAUUACUUCUCUAUAUGAAAAUGGACUUGAAUCAGCUGAAAAUGCAGGUGGCUGGUGCUGUGAUGUGGAAGAGUGAAGACAGUGAACUACAAAGGAGGCAAAUGGUGCUAUUACACAGUUCUUGGUGACAUUUUAUUACAGAAAUUAUUUCCCUAAUUUGUUGUAGAUCAUUCCAAAUUCGUGAUUAGAUAUUGCUUUGUAGAACCUUGGUAAAAUGUCAUGGAUUCGUGCCAGUACAUUAAAUUGGAUACAGUUUCUGUGUGUGAAAAUUAUAAAAAGUGGUAGAGUGCCGAAACAUAUAGCUUUUAUUAUGGAUGGCAACAGACGAUAUGCCCAAAAAAAUAAUGUACGAAAGUUUGAGGGCCACUCUCAGGGGUUUGACAAGUUAGCAGAGACUUUACAGUGGUGCCUGGACCUUGGAAUCCCUGAAGUUACAGUUUAUGCAUUCAGUAUAGAGAACUUCAAACGCAGCCAAGAAGAGGUUGAUGCUCUGAUGGAACUCUCCCAACAGAAGUUUGAAAGAUUGCUGAGUGAAAAGAUGUUUUGUUGUUUUGCCAGGGACAAGCUGAUGGAGCAUGGUGUGUGUAUAAGGGUUAUCGGAAACCUGUCGCUUCUGCCACAGAACAUCCGGAAGCUUAUAGCACAAGCCAUGAUACUCACCAAGGACAACAAGAAAACAUUUCUGAAUGUAGCAUUUGCAUACACAGCUCGUGAGGAGAUGGCACAGGCUGUUCGGACGGCAGUGUCUGGCGUCGAACGUGACGCCCUUCAGCUAUCAGAUGUGACACAACAGCUACUGUCAAACUGCUUAUACACCAGCACCAGCCCCGACCCAGAGCUGCUGAUCCGAACCUCCGGAGAGGUCAGGCUCAGCGACUAUUUGUUGUGGCAGGUAUCUUGCAGCUGUAUCUACUUUGCAGAUGUCCUCUGGCCAGAAUUCAGUAUCUGGCACCUCCUGGCAGCCAUUAUCAAGUACCAACGAAGCUACGCUCAGCUUGUUCCUGUGCAGCAGGCUGAUGAAAUGGCGAACGGAUGUCUUAAUGAACGCAUCAGCCUGUUUCACACAUGCCUGGCUGCUAGUAGAUUGGCCAGCCUGGAGGAGUUGAACCAUGCAGUUGCAUGAUGUUCCUAGUCACACCAGAUUACUUUUGGAUCAUGUUGACUGGUUCAAAUGCAACAAAUCUUGUGAAAUUGCUGUAAAUAUUCAUUAGUGUCAUGAAGAAUAAAUAAAUAAAUAAAUACAGACAAAAUAUUGUUGGAAAACCAUAAGAUAAGAGACCAUUUUGGAGGCUUACAUUGAGGAUCAGCAUCCUGGAUACAUGUCCCAGUUAUUUUAAGAAGAUGCCAUUUUCAAAAUUUGUAUCUGAUACAGCAGAACGAAUGAAACGCUUCAGUGUACAACUCGCCUGUCAUUUGUUCAGGCUGGCGUGCAGACUACCACGAGUCUGUGUAAUUGAAAACCGAAACUGAUGUGCCUCAAAUGUUUGUCCUCAAAGUGUUAUAAUACAAUGCAAAGAUGUGGACAGGCUGGAAGGCAUUUGUGAAUGUGGUGAUGAACAAUAACUUGAAUAAUUUGAUGCUUCCAUCUUUAUGCAGAGGGUAAUGUAUGCAUUUGUGUCGCUGUACAUAUUUGUAACAAGGGCAGACUUAAAAUAUGGCUGUAGUAUA